AUGGAGGAACAACCAACUCCUCAGCGAGAGGCAGUGUGGCAAACACGUUUAGUGCACAAAUAUAGUACAUCGUUCCCACCAACUGUAAGACAUCCACACAGUCGACACUUUUCUGGGGAGGAGGACAAAUAUAUUGGUAAACGUGCUGAUGAAUAUAGUUACAAAGCUCGCCGAAAAAACCAUCACACAGUCACAGUCACAGCCACAGUCACAGCCACAGUUACAGCCACAGCCACAGUCACAACCAUAGACACAGUCACAGUUACAUCCACAGCCACCACACAGUCAGAGUCGCAGCCACAGUCACAGCCACAGUCACAGCCACAGUUACAGCCACAGUCAGCCAUAGCCACAGCCACAGUUACAAACACAGCCACACAGCCACAACCACAGCCACAGUUUCCAACCACAGCCACAGCCACAGAUACAGCCACAGCCACAGUCACACCCCAUAGACACAGCCCAGUUACAACAAGAGCCAAAGCCACAACCACAGCCACAGUUUCCAACCACAGCCACAGCCACAGAUACAGCCACACAGUUUCCCAACCAGCCACAGCCACAGAUACAGCCACAGCUACAGUCACACCCAUAGACACAGCCCAGUUACAAACACAGCCACAGCCACAACCACAGCCACAGUUUCAAAUCCACACAGCCACAGCCACAGAUACAGCCACAGCCACAGAAACAACCAGAGACACAGCCACAGAUACAUCCACAGCCACAGCCACACCAGCCACAGACGCAGCCACAGCAAUAGACAAAGUCACAGUUACAGCCACAGUCACAGUUACAACCAUAGACACAGCCACAGACACAGUCACAGUCACAGCCACAGCCACAGUCACAGUCAUAGUUACAGCCAGACACAGCCACAGACACAGCCACAGCAAUAGAUACAGUCACAAAGCUACAGCCACAGUCACAGUCAUCACAGUGACAGUCACAGCUACAGUCACAGUCACAGACACAGCCACAGUCACAGCUACAACCAAAGUCACAGCCACAGUUACACAGUCACAGCCACAGCCAGAGCUACAGCCACAGUCAGCCACAGCCUCAGCCACAUUACAGCUGCUACAGCCACAGUCACAGCCACUGCCACAGUCACAGUUACAGCUCAGCCACAGCCACAACCACAGCCAGUUACAGCCACAGGUCACAGCCACAGUCACAACCAUAGACACAGCCACAGUUACAACCACAGACACAGCUACAGCCACAGCCACAUCAAUAGACACAGUCACAGUUACAGCCAAAGUCACAGUUACAACCAUAGACACAGCCACAGACAGAGUCACAGUCACAGCCACAUCCACAGACACAGCCACAGCAAUAGACAAAGUCACAGUUACAGCCACAGUCACAGUUAAAACCAUAGUCACAGCCACAGUCACAGCUACAGUUACAACCAUAGACACAGCCACAGCCACAGUCCCAGCCACAGCCACAGUUAUAACCAUAGACACAACCAUAGACACAGCCACAGCCACAGCCACAGUCACAGCUACAGUUACAGCCACAUCAAUAGACACAGUCACAGUUACAGCCAAAGUCACAGUUACAACCAUAGUCACAGCCACAGACAGAGUCACAGUCACAGCCACAGCCACAGACACAGCCACAGCAAUAGACAAAGUCACAGUUACAGCCACAACCACAGCCACACCACAGCCACAGCCACAGCUACAACCACAGCCACAGUUACAGCCACAGUUACAAACUAUAGACACAACCAUAGACACAGCCACAGCCACAGCCACAGCCACAACCAUAGACACAACCACAGCCACAGUCUCAGUCACAGCCACAGCCACAGCCACAGCCACAACCAUAGACACAACCACAGCCACAGUCUCAGUCACAGCAACAGCCACAGCCACAGCCACAGUUACAACAAUAGGACACAACCAUAGACACAGUUACGGGCUACAGCCACAGCCACACCACAGCCACAGCUACAGCUACAGCCACCGUCAAGAAGUUACAACCAUAGACACAACCAUAGAAACAGCCACAAAGGACAGCCACAGUCACAGCUACAGUUCCAACCAUAGACACACAGCCACAGCCACAGUCCCAGCCACAGCCACAGUUAUAACCAUAGACACAACCAUGGACACUGCCACAGCCACAGCCACAGUUAUAAACAUAGACACAACCAUGGACACAGCCACAGCCACAGCCAUUGUUACAGUCACGUUUCACAGUUACAACCAUAGACACAAAUCCAUCGACACUGUUUCACAGCCACAGUUACAAACCAUAGACACAAACUAUAGACACAACCAUAAACACAGCCACAGCCACGGCCACAGACACAGUCACACCACAGCCACAGUCACAGUCGCAGCCACAGACACAAGCACAGCCACACUUAAAACCAAAGACCAAGCCACAGCCACAGUCACAGCCAUAGACACAACCUUAGACACAGUCACAGUCACAGCCACAGCCACAGUCACAAUCAUAGACACAACCAUAGACACAGCCACAGCCACAGCCACACCACAGACACAAUCACAGUCACACUCACAUCCACGGUCACAGUUACAGCCUCAGAUACAACCACAUCCACAAACACAGCCACAGACAUAG
Homarus americanus (American lobster) is the source of this 2601-nucleotide messenger RNA. Its product is annotated as pneumococcal serine-rich repeat protein-like. Bases 1 to 2601 code for a protein of 866 amino acids. The record is from RefSeq and is a predicted model, not a curated record. NCBI's taxonomy places the organism in Eukaryota, Metazoa, Arthropoda, Malacostraca, Decapoda, Nephropidae. The transcript is spliced from 8 exons.